GGCUAGCUUGAGUGACAGUCCUGCCAAGAAGCUUUUGACAUAAGGGCUUCAUUUUCCCUGUCAGAGAGACACUUACUCCCAGCUACUGAACCAAAAACAUAGACUGUGAGGGAAAAAAAGACAGCUUUAAGAAACCCCACUCUGCAGAUUCAGAAGCCAGCGAGAAAAUGUCAGAUAGGAAAAACAAGGAGAAGGAAAAAGUGAUGUCAGUUCGGGACAGGAUGAGCCUAUUUCAGACCAGCGACACCGCAGCACCUCUGAGACCGAGCUCUGGGGUGUUCCGCGGAAAAGCUAAGGAAACUCUAAAGAUAAACACCCCUCUACCACCUGCUGAACCUAUAACAAGAGAAUAUCUAAACCCUCAUCACGUUGAGACCUUCUUCAAAACCUUGAGUUCCAUGAAAGAUGACGGUCUUCUCUUGGACAUCACCAUGUCACUGGGGACAGAUACCUAUAAAGUUCACUCCUUGGUUUUGGCAGCUGUGAGCCCUUCAGUGUGUAGGUGGUUUGAAUCUGGAGGAUUAGAUCACACAUUUUCAGAGACAGGGGAACCCGCUGCCAUGUUCUUGGAUGAUAAGAUGACCCAACUGGGAAUUAAAGCUGUAGUGGACUUUGCGUACACUGGGGAUGUUCAUGUAGAUGUUAACAAUUCCAUAGUGGAGGUUCUGGAGGCUUGUAGCUGGCUAGAGGUGGACCGGUUAUCCCAAGUUUGCAGCUGGAUCUUAGAUCCCCCUCAAGAAGAAAAAACCUACCAGCUCUCAUCCUCCAGGGAAAGGCAGGAAACAUUCCAAGCCAUCCAAAAUCUUUGGGAGAAAGGAAUAGGCUGUGAUGUCAGGGUACAGUCAGAUGGACACAGCUUUAAAGCCCAUCGUGUGGCCCUAGCUGCUGGAGGAGAUUUCUUCCGAGCCAUGUUCUCCAGCGGUAUGAAGGAGUCUCUGGAGACCACUGUCCACCUCCCCUGUCUUUCCUCCCCUGUCCUCUCCUCUCUCCUUCAAUUCAUCUACUCAGGGGCUGUCUUGCUGAGCUGGGGCAAUGUCUUUGAGAUCACCGAAGCGGCUCUGCUGUACCAAGUCGGGGGCCUCCUGCAGCUGUGCUUGGACUUCCUCCAGAUAGAAAUCAAUGAAGACAACUGCUUAGACUGCAUGGCUUUUGCUGAAGCCUACGAUCUGGUGGAGCUCAAGGAAUUUGUGGAGCAGUAUAUUCUGAGCAACUUUGAGAAAGUGGCAUCAGUUCCUAAGUUUCAGGAUCUUAAUGGAGUUCAGCUUGUCUACUUUCUGGGCAAAGACUCUCUUUGUGUGACCAGUGAGGUGGAAGUAUUCAAGAUUGUCCUGCUUUGGAUUGAGGAAGACAGAACCCGUCGCUUGGAAUGGGUGGAGGACUUGAUGAAAAGGGUCCGGUUUCUGUUGAUGUCUCCCAAAGAACUAAAGGAGGUCCAAAGAGCAGAGAUCAUGAGGACAAACCAGGGGUGCAAAGAGCUCUUGAAUGGGGCAAUUGCGAGCCUUAGGCCUAAACCAGGAACCAAACCAGUUACCUGUAAGCCACGAACCCCAAACCAAGUGCUGGUCCUGAUUGGUGGGGAUCAUCUCAAUAAUGAUUUCAGCAGGAGGCUGCCAAGUAAUCGUCUCUGGUUCGCUCACAGAUUCUUCAAUGGCGUGGGCCUCGUUAAACACAUAGAUUGGAGGCCGUUGAGCACCAUCCCGGAUAUCCCCAGGUUCCGACACGCUGUGGCAGUGCUCAACAACCAGCUCUAUAUAUUUGGUGGCAGCUUCUACUACGGGGAGCGUGAUAUCUUAAAGUCUGUUGUAAGGUAUCAUCCUUCUCAUGACUCCUGGGAGCAUCUUCCUGACAUGAAUGAGAGUCGGAACUAUUUUGCAGUGGCGUGCGUGGAUGGGGCGAUGUACGCCAUGGGGGGAAACGUGGACAACACACACAUUCUGGACUCUGUGGAGUGCUACACGCCAGGGGACAACACCUGGAGGUUUGUACACCCUUUGCACAUGGCUCUAUAUUCCCAUGCCACAGCUGUGUGGGAUGGAGAAAUCUACAUCUCUGGGGGCUAUGACAGCAACAACAUCAGCUUGAAGUCGGUCUCCCGUUAUCACGCCGUGCAAGGCUGCACCCCGCUGGCUCCUAUGUGCAAUGACAGAGGUGGUCAUGUAAUGGAGGCUAUAGGCAGAUAUCUGUAUGUUGCCGGGGGCUUGAAGCAGCUAUGUGUGGGCUUCUCAGAUCAGUACCUGUGCGAGAGUUAUGACCCCCUGAAGGACGUCUGGACCCCAAUCACCAACCUCCCUGAAGCACACGUCACCCCUGCUUCCACUGUGUUGGAUGGUCAGAUUUAUAUUCUCGGAGGCUUCUGUCACAAGACAUAUCAGGAUUGCCAGUCUAUUCACCGGUAUGAGCCCCAGACAGACCGCUGGACAAACAUGGGCUACAUGCCCAAGGCUUAUGCCGACAUGGCUGCUUGCUUGCUGCUCGUCCCAGCCCACUUGAGACAGGAGCAUGGUGGAAAAAUAUCUACCUAGAUUUCUUCUAUUUUUAUUAAGGGCGUGCAGGACUUACACUUUAAAAUUAGCUUCACUGCCAAAUCACAAGAAGACUCUGGCAGGCUGAAGAGACAUGACAAUAAAUCAGAAAACACAAAAAUGGUUUUAAACAGUAGUUUGUAAUAUCAUUUUUAAAUGUUACUGGUACUGCUGUU
Messenger RNA from Polyodon spathula (Mississippi paddlefish), 2698 nucleotides. RefSeq names its product kelch-like protein 33. Bases 168 to 2522 code for a protein of 784 amino acids. NCBI's taxonomy places the organism in Eukaryota, Metazoa, Chordata, Actinopteri, Acipenseriformes, Polyodontidae. The record is from RefSeq and is a predicted model, not a curated record. Gene Ontology annotation, molecular function: protein binding. The transcript has 6 exons.